Messenger RNA from Rotaria sp. Silwood2, 354 nucleotides. The record is from the annotation of a GenBank genome assembly. Lineage: Eukaryota; Metazoa; Rotifera; Eurotatoria; Philodinida; Philodinidae.
AUGUAUUCAAUUCAACAUGAUACAAAUAAUUCAUCUUAUGAAACAAUGAAUUAUAUACAACAACAACAACAAUUAAUAUUUCAUAAUCGUCAAAUGAUUAAAACAAAACAAUAUUAUUUUUGGUCAACGAAAUUUUAUGAUAAUAGAAAUAAAUCAAAAGAUAUACUACCGGUUUAUCAAACAUCGUGCACUUUUCAAAAAUCUAGAUAUGAUGAUGCAAAUGGUAUGUUUCAUCGUUCACCGUUAAUAUCAUUUUGUGUACCUGAUGUAUAUUGGUCGGGAUCAAAUGGUAAAUAUUCGCCACCACCCUCAUCAUCAAAUUUACCUCCACCACCAUCUGAAUGGCUUCCGUAG